Molecule: messenger RNA, 2395 nt
Organism: Pleuronectes platessa (European plaice)
Lineage: Eukaryota; Metazoa; Chordata; Actinopteri; Pleuronectiformes; Pleuronectidae
Product: platelet glycoprotein V
Exons: 2
Coding region: 133-1950 (605 amino acids)
Cellular component (GO): extracellular matrix
Molecular function (GO): protein binding
Source: RefSeq, a predicted model, not a curated record
UGAUGAUGUCUGGCUGGGUGUUCUGGAUAAGAAGGGGGAGGGGUGAUUUGAUAGACAGUGGGAGUCAGCUACCGCUCCAGCCCCAAGAGAAGAACAUAGCAUCGUCAUCAUCGUGGAAUCAAACAGACAGAGAUGGAUUCCUGCUUCAGAGGCCCCUUGUGGAUCACACUCAUCCUCUUCAUGCGGCCUCACUGCUCCUACAGCUCCGAGGGCAGACCGGUCUGCCCUCGGAGCUGCGACUGUUCGUAUAAUAAUGUUGUCCUGUGCACAGGCGACAUGGUCCAGGACAUACCAAAGGAGAUGCCCCCUCAGACAUACGAGGUGUACCUCAACAACACAAACAUGAAUGUUAUAAACGAUCAGAGCCUGAAAAACCUGGAUUUCAUGCAGCGCUUCGGUCUGACUCACAGCCACCUACACACCAUCCGACCGCUGGCGUUCCACGUCGCUCCAAAGCUCCGGUUCAUCAAGCUGUCGUCCAACAACCUCACCACGCUUCCCUCUCUAGUGUUCAGUCCGCUGACCAUUCUAGAACAGCUGUUUUUAGAUGGCAACCAGCUUGAGACCAUUUCUCCAGAAAUAUUUCACAGACUUGUUAAGUUGCAGGUUCUGGACCUGGGCCGCAACAAACUGAUAGAUCUCCCUCCGGAUGUUUUCGAUGGACUGACCGAACUCGCCUAUCUCAACCUUGCCAGGAACCGCUUAAAGAGGCUUUCUCCCACCAUCUUUCACUCCUUGGUCAACCUUCUCAAACUCUACAUGUACAACAAUAGACUCGAGGCGCUGGAGUCUAAGAUGUUUGAUGCACUCGUCAACCUCCAGGAGCUACUGAUCGACCACAACCAGAUCGCCAGGCUCCCGCGGCUUCUGUUCCAUCCACUGACGAACCUGACGAGUCUCACUUUGUCCUCCAACCAACUUCAGGCUGUCCCCCAAGAAACCUUUUAUAACAUGCCCAAGCUGAGAAAGCUGACCCUCUACAACAACCCCUUGCUUUCCCUACCACCCCAGCUGAUGGGUCACAUGCCUGAGAUGAGAGAAUUGUAUCUGUACAACACCAAACUCACUACUGUUCCUGGGAAUUUAUUCAGCAACAUGUCCGGGCUGUUGAUGCUUCACCUCCAUUUAAAUCACCAUCUCAGAGAGUUGCCCGCAGACCUUUUCUGUUGUCUCCCCCAACUCAGGAAGCUCUCGCUGAAAUACAACGACCUCCACUAUCUACAUCCUCAGCUGUUCUCCAAACUCACCUCACUGAACAUGUUGGUUCUGAGCGGCAACAGUCUGCAGAACCUAACCAAAAACCUUUUUCAGGGCCUCGAAGAGCUUCAGACCAUUGAUUUGAAGGAUAACUACCUCAAGACUCUGCCGGGAGAUAUCUUCUUGUCAAAUGAAGCGUUGGGUACUCUGACUCUGAUUGGCAACCCCUGGGAUUGCACGUGCAGCAUCAGAGGUAUUGCAAGAUGGAUUAGAAGCAAUGCUCGCGUGGUCAUUGACAAAGGAAAUGUGACAUGUCGCAGUCCAUCUGACAAACGGCACCGUACAUUAGCAUCUUUGCAAGAUCAGGAGUUCAGUUAUUGCGAUGUUUCCACUGAGUUUCCUGGAAAGAAAAACUUGCCUGCCUCGGCACAACCAUUCCACGCCAUCUCAACCAGUCGAUCGGCCUCAACAACCACACCACCAGCAACACCAUCAAGCACCAGUGAAGUCAUCAAACCACAGGUUUUCCAUGGCAGGCUGGUGAUCGAGCAGGGGCCGGAGUACGUUCACCACAACCACCACAGGGGCUGGGUGUUGGUGUGGUUUCUGCCCUCAGACACAGCCUGGGCUGGGUUCCUGAUGUUCUGUCACAUCCUUCUCGCGACCACAGGCCUGUUCCUCAUUCUUGCUGCCAUGUAUACUUUGUGUCGCCUCGACAAGACCAUGGAUAAGCUGAAGGCCGAGUGUACAUGAAAGUAAGGGUAGCCCACCAUGUUAUCAGGCUGAGUGCACGAGAGCAAAAGAUAAACUGUCCUUCUCCACAAGCUGCAGCACAUUAAAUAUCACUAUUGUUUGUUGCUUUCCUCGAUGCUAUUUUUGUUGUGAGCAGUUUGGCUUGAGAAAUGGGAUUCAAUGUCGCCUAUUUUAAAAAGUUUUGAAGGUCAAAUUAUUUUAAGAUUGUUUUCUAAGAAUCAUGGUUAGAUGAUACAAUAAUUAAUAUAGAUUAGGAAAUGCAAACCUUACGCUUUAACAAAGCUGUGAAAAUGCAAAUCAAUUAAUUUGACAAAUUAUUUGUUCGUCAUUUUAUAUAAUCCAAGCAUUUUUGUUAUACUUUUCAUUUUUUAUAAAUCACAUCUCUUUGGAUUUUUGACUGUUGGUUGGACACAUUUACAAUCUGAAGACAUCACUUUGGGCUCGG